ACGUUGUGUAAGCAAAACGCGCGGGAGCGGUUGGUUAGGAGAGCGGUUGGCGGGGAGGCGACCGCGGCUUUUCUCGUCGCAAACCUUAGUCCCCCACCCCUCUAUCCCCCAACAGUGCGAAUAUUUUGAGGCGCUGACAUUCCUUUUCUGGCUUGGUUUGACUUUUUGCGAAAGCCAGAUAUCCCGAUCCGCUUUUUUUCUCGCUUCUGAAGCUACUAUGGAUCUCGACUGUUCCUCUCCUCUCAAGGUUCUUGAUGUGAACCCCAAAGUGAGGAAGAUAAAGAAUGAUAAUUCAAGGAGGUUGUCUGUUGAAAGAAUCUAUCAAAAGAAAUCUCAGUUGGAGCAUAUAUUGCUUCGGCCGGAUACAUACAUUGGAUCUGUGGAGCAAGUCACUCAGCAAAUGUGGGUGUUUGAUGAAGAUGAAGGACUGAAUUACAGGGAUGUCACCUUUGUUCCUGGACUUUAUAAAAUCUUCGAUGAAAUAUUAGUCAAUGCUGCUGAUAACAAACAGAGAGAUAAGAAUAUGUCUUGUAUCAAAGUUACAAUUGACCCGGAGAAUAAUUCAAUCUCUGUGUGGAACAAUGGAAAAGGAAUCCCUAUUGUAGAGCAUCAAGUAGAAAAAAUUUAUGUGCCAGCUCUUAUUUUUGGACAUCUUUUAACCUCCAGCAACUAUGAUGAUGAUGAAAAGAAAGUCACAGGUGGUCGAAAUGGUUAUGGUGCAAAGUUGUGCAAUAUAUUCAGUAACAAAUUUACAGUGGAAACAGCAUGCAACGAAUAUAAAAAGCUUUUUAAACAGACUUGGACUGACAAUAUGACUAAAGCAGGAGAGACACAAUUGAAGAAUUUUGAUGGCCAGGACUUCACAUGUGUUACUUUCCAGCCUGACCUGUCCAAAUUUAAAAUGACUGCAUUGGAUAAAGAUAUUGUGGCUCUUAUGUCUCGCAGAGCCUAUGAUAUUGCAGGAUCAGCUAAAAACAUCCAAGUAUUCUUAAAUGGAAAGAAGUUACCUGUCAAAGGAUUCCGUAGUUAUGUAGACAUGUACUUAAAUGAUAAAGUGGACGAAACUGGCAAUGCACUGAAAAUAAUCCAUGAAGAAGUUAAUGACCGAUGGGAAGUAUGUCUAACCAUGAGUGAAAGGGGCUUCCAACAAGUUAGCUUUGUCAAUAGUAUUGCUACAACUAAGGGUGGCAGACAUGUAGACUAUGUUGCUGAUCAGAUUAUCAACAAACUCAUAGAUGUAGUUAAAAAAAAAAACAAAGGUGGAGUUGCAGUAAAGCCUUUUCAGGUGAAGAAUCAUAUGUGGGUGUUCAUAAACAGCUUGAUUGAAAAUCCAACUUUUGACUCCCAAACAAAGGAGAAUAUGACUCUUCAAGCAAAGAAUUUUGGUUCAACAUGCAAAUUCAGUGAGAAGUUCAUCAAGGGGGCUAUCGGUUGUGGCAUAGUGGAAAGCAUUUUGAACUGGGUCAGAUUUAAAGCCCAGACACAACUAAAUAAAAAAUGUUCUGCUGUUAAGCACACUCGAAUUAAAGGAAUUCCUAAACUGGAUGAUGCCAAUGAUGCUGGGAGCAAGAAUUCUAUCAACUGCACGCUCAUUUUGACAGAAGGAGAUUCAGCUAAGACACUAGCUGUUUCUGGCCUUGGAGUUGUGGGUAGGGACAAAUUUGGAGUAUUUCCACUGCGAGGAAAACUUCUGAACGUACGGGAAGCCUCCCACAAACAGAUAAUGGAGAAUGUUGAAAUUAACAACAUUAUUAAGAUUGUGGGGCUCCAAUAUAAGCAGAGCUAUGAUGAUGAAGACUCGCUCAAAAGCCUCCGCUAUGGAAAGAUCAUGAUCAUGACUGAUCAGGAUCAAGAUGGCUCCCAUAUCAAAGGUUUAUUGAUUAAUUUCAUUCACCAUAAUUGGCCAUCUCUUCUGAAGCAUCGUUUCCUAGAAGAAUUCAUUACUCCCAUUGUAAAGGUUUCCAAAAACAGAGAAGAAAUGUCUUUCUACAGCAUUCCUGAAUUUCAAGAAUGGAAGAACAGCAACUCUAACCACAAAAACUGGAAAAUCAAAUACUACAAAGGUCUGGGUACCAGCACUUCAAAGGAAGCAAAAGAAUAUUUUGCAGCAAUGGCAAGGCAUCGAAUACCUUUCAAGUACUCUGGUCCUGAAGAUGAUGCUGCAAUCACCCUGGCCUUUAGUAAAAAAAAGGUGGAUGACCGAAAGGAGUGGCUGACAAACUUCAUGGAAGACCGAAGGCAACGGAAACUUCUUGGUCUGCCAGAUGAUUACCUAUAUGGGAAAACUACAAAUUACCUGACCUACAAUGAUUUUAUCAACAAGGAACUUGUGCUGUUUUCAAAUUCUGAUAAUGAGCGAUCUAUUCCAUCAUUAGUUGAUGGAAUGAAACCAGGUCAGAGGAAAGUUUUAUAUACAUGCUUGAAAAGAAAUGACAAACGGGAGGUAAAAGUAGCUCAGCUGGCUGGAUCAGUUGCAGAAAUGUCCUCUUAUCACCAUGGAGAGAACUCACUGAUGAUGACUAUUAUUAAUUUGGCUCAAAAUUUUGUGGGCAGCAACAACCUGAACUUACUUCAACCCAUUGGUCAGUUUGGAACUAGGCUGCAUGGUGGAAAAGACGCUGCAAGCCCUAGAUAUAUCUUUACAAUGCUCAGUCCUUUGGCACGAUUGGCUUUCCCAGCAGUAGAUGACAAUGUGCUGAAAUUUAUGUACGAUGAUAAUCAACGAGUUGAACCUGAAUGGUAUAUUCCCAUUGUUCCCUUGGUGCUGAUCAAUGGUGCUGAAGGCAUUGGAACUGGCUGGUCAUGUAAAGUUCCUAAUUAUGACAUUCGAGAAGUGGUUCAUAACAUUCGACGUAUGCUUGAUGGAGAUGAGCCAUUAGCAAUGAUUCCUAGUUACAAGAAUUUCAAGGGGACAAUAGAUGAACUAGGGCAAAACCAUUUCCUUAUCAAUGGAGAAGUGUCAGUCCUUAAUUCAACCACCAUUGAAAUUUCAGAGCUUCCUGUUCGGACAUGGACACAGACUUAUAAAGAACAGGUUCUGGAGCCUAUGCUGAUUGGCACAGAGAAGACUCCUUCACUCAUAACAGACUAUAAAGAGUACCACACAGACACUACGGUCAAAUUCAUCAUAACAAUGAGUGAACAGAAACUAGUGGAGGCAGAAGCUAUUGGUCUACAUAAGGUCUUCAAAUUACAAAGUCCUCUUUCUUGUAGCAAUAUGGUACUUUUCGACCAUGCUGGCUGCCUAAAAAAAUAUGAGACCGCAGAGGAUAUUCUGCUGGAAUUCUAUCAAGUCAGAUUGCGUUAUUACUGUUUAAGAAAGGAUUGGCUCACUGGCAUGCUGGGUGCAGAAUCUGCAAAAAUAAACAAUCAAGCUCGCUUCAUCCUUGAAAAAAUAGAAGGCAAAAUAGUGAUAGAGAACAAGCCCAAGAAAGAAUUAAUAAAGGUUCUCAUAGAAAGGGGUUAUGAUUCUGAUCCAGUAAAGACAUGGAAAGAGUCUCAACAGAAGGACAUUGAUGAAGAUGCAGAAGAAGAUACUGAUAAAGAAAAUGAACCUACUGUGGCCACUGGACCAGAUUUUAAUUACCUUCUGAACAUGCCCCUCUGGUACCUAACAAAAGAAAAAAAGGAUGAACUGUGCAAGCAGCGGGAUAAUAAAGAAAUGGAGCUAGAAAACCUGAAACAGAAGAAUCCUAUUGACUUAUGGAGAGAAGAUCUGGCUGCUUUUAUUGAGGAACUUGAUGUGUUAGAAGAAAAAGAAAAACAGGAUGAGAAGUUAGAAAUCAUAGGCAAACCUAACAAAAAAAAAGGAGGGAAAGCGAAACCAAAAACCCAGCAGCUUCAGGAAAUCCUGCCUUCUCCCAAAGGAAGGAGAGUUAUCCCCCGAAUAACUGAAGAAAUGAAAUUGGGGGCAGAGAAGAAAUUAAAAAGAAAAAUCAAGAGUGAAAAAACUGAGCUUGAUGAGAAUCAAGAUUUCCCAGGGACCAGCAAGGAACCAAAGAAUCUUAAACAAAGAUUAAUGAAGAAACUGAAAAUGGAUUCAGAUGCCAAGAAACAGUCCAAACUGCCAUUCAAGCCAGUAAAAAAAAUAAUGAAAGUAAGUCCUUGGUCUGACUUAGAAUAUGGAAAUGAAGAUGCUGUUGACCCCGAGGUUGAUUCUCAUGCACAACACCAAGUAACAGCAACACGUAUGCAGGAUUCUAAUUCGGAUACAGAUGAAGGUGCUAUUAUGGCUGAAGACUCUGCGAGAGCAACAGUAAAACCAAAGGCUGUUCCUAAGAAAACAAAGGAAGAGGAAGUUGAAUUCAAAUCAUCCAAAGUACAGAGCAGUAGCUUGGGAAACCAGCCUUCUAUUCAGGAGGCUUUCACUAAGAGAAAGGCAAAAACCAAACACAGCAAGACUAAGACUUCAAGUUCCAGUUCAGAUGAUGUUCCCAAAAGGCUGGCCAGAAUGAGGAAAGCUGCUAAAAGAAGGUUGCCUUCCUCUUGCAGUAGUGAAGAAGACUCUGAUCCUGACUUUGGCCAAAGCCUUAAAAAAAGAAUAGCACUUAAGAAAUCCAAGGAUGUCGAUGAAUCAUUUGUCAUUGAACUGAGCUCUAGUGAGGACUUUCCUGUUCCAACCCUGAUCCGUGAAAAACCAAUUCGCAGCAAGAAGCUAAUUCAGUAUCUGGAGCAGUCGGACGAUGAGCAGUUCUAAUCUAACAGCAAAAUAUAUUUGCAUUUCUUUCUACUGUAGUGAAAAAUUAAUUCUUUAGUAAACAGCAGUUGAUUCCAAAUACUUUUGAGGGGCUACCUGAUAGAAUAAAAUGUUAUGUCUUUUUUCUAAUGCUGUAAAUAUUUUUCUGUGUUUUUAUAGUUAUAGCAGUCACUUUUAUUCUUGAUAAGACCAUAAGUAAUAAAAAGUGGUAGUUUACCUUUUUCCUGUCUUUCGGUAGUAAAAUGUGUAUGCUUUAUUCUCUGGGCUCAAAAGCAGCAUUCAGAUAUUAGAACAUCUGAUCUCAAAGCUCUCUCUGAAUUGUUCCAUCCAGAUUGCCAUUCUAAAGUUCCUUGCACGCACUUUGGCAACUGAAAUGCUAAGCAGUAUUUAUGACUUAAGAGUUAUUGCCAUUUAAAUUGCUGUGAAGGAGAAUGGUGAGAGCCACCUUGAUGUAGGGAUUAAGGCAUAAAGCUAGAAAUCAAGGACCGUGAUUUCUAGUCCCGCCUUGGGCACAAAGCCAGUUGUCAGUCACUUUCUUUCAGCCCUAGGAAGGAGGCAGUGCUAAAUCACUUCUGAGAAACCUUGCCAAGAAAAAUGUAGGUGCUUGGGUCAGGGAGUUUCUGAGCAUCAGACACAAUGGGAAGUGGGGGGGGGGAUGAAAGUUCUCUGAGUCAGGAAUAUAAAAACAUUAAGGCUGGGCAAUAAAGUUAAUACAUGCAUUAGAAUAGAUUUGACUAGGAAGAGGAUCUUUGGAGUUCAAGGAGCACAAGUGCAGUACUUAACUACAACUCAUGAAAGUAACUUCCUUUUUGUGAUUAUCUGGUUACUUCAUAGAAGUAUAGGAUAGAUUGGCUUGUCCUCUGAUCUAACAAGGGUUUUUGAGGGCCUAGCAUCUUAACAGCCAGGAAUCUGGAAAGUUAAGCCCUGAAGUAAGAUACUUAUUGAAUUUCUUUCCAUAAAAAAACACUCGGCAAUAUUAAUAUUCUCUAACUGCAUCAUGAAUUGAACAGUUACACUUAAGCCUUGUUUAGAUAUUUUCUUCAUUUCAAGGGGGAAAAUGUUUUACAAAAUGCUCCCUUCUUCUAAUUAGAUGGUAAAUCACUUUCAACCAUUUCUGAGCUUUCCAGAUAAUCACAAAAAGGCAGUUACUUUCAUGAGUUGUAGUUAAGUGCUGCGCUUGUGCUCCUUGUACUCCAAAGCUCCUCUUCCCUGGUCAAACCUAUUAACAGCAUAAUGCAUGUAUUGCCUUUAUUCACAGAAGGACACAUCUGAAUUUAAGUGCUGCCUCAGAAAGCUGUCCUUCCACUAAGACAACAUUUGGGGUGGGGAGCAAUAUCAGCACUGUGCUUUAUCUAAACACAAUUAAAAUUGAAUAUAUUGAUUUCUGCAGACUUCUCCAAGGAAAUCCCAGCUUGACAAUUGUUUUAAUAAAUUCCAGUUCAGGACAUCA
Molecule: messenger RNA, 6146 nt
Organism: Crotalus tigris (Tiger rattlesnake)
Lineage: Eukaryota; Metazoa; Chordata; Lepidosauria; Squamata; Viperidae
Gene: TOP2A
Product: DNA topoisomerase II alpha
Exons: 34
Coding region: 218-4696 (1492 amino acids)
Biological process (GO): sister chromatid segregation; apoptotic chromosome condensation; DNA topological change
Cellular component (GO): nucleus
Molecular function (GO): DNA binding; ATP binding; DNA topoisomerase type II (double strand cut, ATP-hydrolyzing) activity
Source: RefSeq, a predicted model, not a curated record